Messenger RNA from Abrus precatorius (Indian licorice), 2171 nucleotides. Its product is annotated as transmembrane protein 147. The record is from RefSeq and is a predicted model, not a curated record. Lineage: Eukaryota; Viridiplantae; Streptophyta; Magnoliopsida; Fabales; Fabaceae. The transcript has 4 exons. The coding region runs from base 90 to 827 and encodes 245 amino acids.
GAGUGGGUUGAGUGAGGGGAGAAUCAGAAUUCAGAAGGUGAAGUCGAAGAGGAAGAGUUUUGUCAUUUGGAUCUGAGAGAGAGAAAGUGAUGACGGUCUUUCACUUCUUUAACUGUGCGAUUCUCACCUUCGGCCCCCACGCCGUCUACUAUUCUGCCACACCCUUAUCUGAGUAUGAUACACUUGGCACCUCCAUCAAAGCUGCUGUUGUUUAUCUCGCAACAGCAUUAGUGAAGGUUGUUGAAUAUUUUGAAUUCUCAAUUUCUUAUGCAUUUUGCAUAAACUUUGAUAACAAUAUCACUCCUUUUUUGGUCUGUAUAAUCUUGCAGCUUAUCUGUCUUGCUACUUUUCUCAAGGUAUCAGAGAGUGAUAGCUUUGAUCCGUACCAGGAAUUUUUGAAGGCAUUAAUAGGUUUUAUAGAUGUUGCUGGGCUUUAUUUUGCCUUGACCCAGUUGACUCACAGGAACAUCUCUCAGAAUCAUAAAUUUCAAGCAGUUGGACUUGGUUGGGCAUUUGCUGAUUCUGUACUGCAUCGGUUGGCUCCUCUUUGGGUUGGUGCUAGAGGAUUAGAAUUUACUUGGGAUUACAUUCUGCAGGGCCUUGAAGCUAAUGCAAAUUUGGUAGGUUCUUUCAUGCUAAAAGCCUUUUCUUUUGUUCUUUCUAAGAUUGAUACAGUCUUUAGGUCAAUACUAAAGCAUUUGGUUGGUAAUGUUCUCCUAGAAUUUGGAUGUUCCUUCAGUUCUAUAUUGGUUAGAAUGAUGAAACAUUUUGUCUGUGUUGGUAAUGUGUUAUUGGUAAAAACACAACAAUUUGUGUGCAGCUUGUAGUAUUUGUGUCAUCUGUUAUUUAAAAGGUUUCUGCAUUUGUACCUGUACAGGUGUUGAGCAUAUCCCUAGCUGCACUGGGAUCUUUGAUGUGGCUUCGAAAAAAUAAACCCAAGACCCUCAUUCCCAUUAUAUACUUGUGCGCAGGGAUUGUAGCAACCAUGCCAUCUAUCACAAGGUCUCUCUUGACUAUUUACGAAUACAACUGCUGUUAUGAUGUUGAUAUGCAAAUGUGUAAUUUCAUGCUCAAUUUAAUUUUUCUUCUCCCUCUGCAAUUCAAGGUUUUGAAUUAAGGACCAAUCAUAAAAUCUUUCUUCGAACAUAAUAAACCUCUAGGCUCUAGCUCACUUUCUUCACAGGCUCUGGUUAUCAUGAUCUCCCUGUAUAAAUGGUGCUUUAGAAUAGGAUGACCCACCAUACGGUGUUGGAUUAAAGUAUUAGGUAUGUUGCAUGCCUAGUGGUAGUAAUUAUUUAGUCAAUCAUAACAUGGACUUUCACGUAUCAUUUGCUGUAGUGUAGUUUUUGAUAAACUGUGUCUUCUGCAGCUAUCUGAGGCGUGGAUUGGGGUGGCAUUUUCCCAAAGUGGUAGGGUUUGAGCUCUUCACAUCCUUGGUGAUGGCUUUCAUAAGUUGGCAACUGUUUGCUGCAUGUCAGAGACCUUCAGUGUGAGAAAGCCCAUUACACAAUGAUAGCAUCCUGCUUAACUAUUUUCUGGCUAGAUUUUUUAUCCAGAGUCUUCUGCUUCUUUUGGCAGCUUCUAUGCUGUUUGUUUAAAUUUCACAAAACUGUUUUAUCAAAUGUAGUUUCUUGAUAGUUUGAUUUUAUCUAACACGCUUAUUUAUGUAUCUUGCGGUAGAAUUUUGGCUGCAAUUCAUUAGAAAAUUUUGUUUAUCAGAAAAUGAGAGCUAUGAUAUAUCUGGGAUGAUUUGUUGCAAAUCAUUUCUCUUCUUUGAGACCAUUGGAUUUUUUUAUUAAUCCACGACCCGUCCAUUAUUAAUCGACGUCACGCCCAUCGCCAAUUAGAUGCUACAACUUACCCAGACUUCAGAAUGCUGGCAACAAUUCAUCAAUGAUUUAAGCAUGAAAUGGCCCAAGAAGCUAAUUCUGCAAUUAUUGAUUUUUCUCUUUGGUAACACGGGAGUGAUGCCUGCAUAUUUCUGCUUAUAAUUUCAAAUCUGUAUGGUUUGCAUCCCUGAAAUUUUUACGCAUCCCUACAAUGAUUUAAGCACCUCGUUAAUGAGGGAUUGGGGCUAUGAUCCUCUAUAGUUUCGGUUGAAACUGACACUGCAGGGUGUGCAGUUGUGAAGUUGUCGAUCUAACAAUUGAAGUUUAUAAAAUUUAAUUUGG